This is a messenger RNA of Neltuma alba, 6111 nucleotides long. RefSeq names its product protein NETWORKED 1A. The transcript has 6 exons. Gene Ontology annotation, molecular function: actin filament binding. NCBI's taxonomy places the organism in Eukaryota, Viridiplantae, Streptophyta, Magnoliopsida, Fabales, Fabaceae. Bases 510 to 5966 code for a protein of 1818 amino acids. Gene Ontology annotation, cellular component: plasma membrane. The record is from RefSeq and is a predicted model, not a curated record.
ACCAAAAUAAGAGAAUAUUAUCAAAAGCAACAAAAUCCCGUACUUUUCUGCCCACUCUGCGUCGUCCUUUUCACAGUUGAUGAGUCAUGGGAGUGUCAGACAGCCAGCAUCUUUAGAAUAUAACGUGAAGUAGAACGCAUCUCAAGGAGAGAGAACUGGGAAGGGAAGUGGGCUGGUCCUUGCGUCGUCGCUGAGAUUGAAGCAAAAAAAUGGGGUGAAAUGGAAGAUAAGCUGCUGCUAAAGGGAAUCCCAUUUGGUAGCCGCUUGUUGGGUUGCUGAUCAGUGCCUGCCAUUUAGUUUACUUGUUAAUUCUGAUUUUGAACUUUAGAAGCUGUUGAUACAAGGCUAUGCUCUCAGAUUUUGGAGCUAGGUCCAAUUGGGAAGGUACAAAAGUCUCAAAGUAGAACAAGACAGGUGGUCGGAAUCCAUAGAAUAAUAGUCUGGCUUGGAACCAUUCCCAGGCCUUUGCCGUAACAAAACCAGCUGCGCUGUUGUUAUUAGCUGGAGUCAUGGCAACUUUGUUACAUUCUGAGUCCAGGCGCUUAUAUUCUUGGUGGUGGGAUAGCCACAUCAGCCCAAAGAACUCAAAAUGGCUUCAGGAGAACCUUACAGACAUGGAUGUCAAAGUAAAAUCAAUGAUCAAGCUGAUUGAAGAGGAUGCUGAUUCAUUUGCAAGGAGGGCAGAAAUGUACUAUAAGAAGCGCCCUGAACUCAUGAAAUUAGUUGAGGAGUUCUACCGAGCAUACCGAGCUCUAGCAGAAAGGUAUGAUCAUGCAACAGUAGAAUUACGCCAGGCCCACAAAACCAUGGCAGAAGCAUUUCCCAACGAAGCUCAACAUAUGUUGAAUGAUAAUUCGCCAUCUGGUUCUUGUGGCCCUGGGGCCGAGCCACACACGCCAGAAGUUCCUCAUCCAAUUCGUGCAUUCAUGGAGCCAGAUAACCUACAGAGUGAUGCACUUGCACUUUCGUCAAUCCGCAAUAAUUUGAAAAAGAAUGGAGGGAACGCAGAGGAAACAGACUAUGGCAUAAGCAAAAAGGGUCUGAAGCAGCUGAAUGAAAUUUAUGGGUCUUCUCGGUCACCAGCUGGAAAACAGAAGGUUAAGAAUCAGAUCAAUUAUGAUUCUGAGCAUACAGGGAGAGCAGAAGGCGAAGUUCAAAACUUGAAGGAAGCCCUGGCCAGAUUACAGUCUGACAAGGACGAUAUCCUUCUUCAGUAUCAGAGGAGUUUGGAGAAGUUAUCUGAAAUGGAAAGAGAGCUUAAUAAGACUCAAAAGGAUGCUGGAGGCCUUGAUGAACGAGCUAGUAAAGCUGAAAUUGAAAUCAAAAUAUUGAGGGAGGCUCUUGCAGAGCUGAAAGCUGAGAGGGAUGCUGGUCUAGCUCAGUACAAUCAGUGUUUACAGAAGAUAGCUAGCCUGGAGGCAAUGUUAUCUAUGGUGCAGCAGCAUGCUAAGGGUCUUGAUGAGAGGGCUGCUAAUGCAGAAACUGAAGCAAAAAAUCUCAAGGAAGAAAUUGCCAGAUUGGAGGCUGAGAAGGAUGCUGUUCUUCUUCAGUAUAAACAAUGCCUUGAUAAAAUAUCUGUUUUAGAAACUAAUGUAUUUCAUGCUGAGGAGAAAUCCAGAAUGCUAAAUGGGCAAAUCGAAAAGGCAGAAUUUGAAAUUAAAGCACUCAGGAAACAGCUUGCUGAACUGCAUACUGAGAAGGAAGCUGUAGCUAUCCUGUACGAGCAGUGUAUGGAGACAAUAACCAAAAUGGAGAGUGAAAUUUUGCAGGCGCAAAAAAAUUCUGACCGAUUGAGUAAAGAGAUUGAGACUGGAGCUGAGGAAUUAAGGAAUUCUGAAAAGCAUCGUGAUAUGUUGGAGAGAUCAAAUCAAUCUCUUCGUCUGGAGGCUGAUGAUCUAGUGCAGAAGAUUGCUAUAAAAGAUAAAGAGCUCUUAGAGAAGCAUGCUGAGUUGGAGAGGCUUCAGACUCUGCUACAGGAAGAACAUUCUAACUUUCUUCAAAUCGAAGCCACUUUGCAGACCUUGCAGAAGUUGUACUCCCAAUCACAAGAGGAGCAAAAAUCUCUUUCUUUGGAGCUUAAUCAUGGGCUUCAGCUACUGAAGGAGUUAGAACUUUCCAAAGAAGGAUUUAAGGAAGAAGUGCAAAAGAUUGUUGCAGAGAACAGGACUCUUCAUGAACUUAAUAUUUCUUCUACUAGGUCAUUACAAAAUCAGGAAAUGGAAAUCUCUAAAUUGAAGGAGAUUAAAGAGAAACUUGAACAGGAGUUUUCUGCUAAAUAUGAAGAAAGCAAUGCUCUCCAGCAGGAAAUUCAUGAAAUGAAGAACGAAAUCCAGGCCUUGAAUAAGAGAUAUCAGGCUAUGCUAGAACAACUGAAGACUGUUGGUUUGGAUCCUGAAUGUUUUGUAGCAACUGUGAAAGAUUUACAAAAUGAAAACUCAAACCUAAAGGAUGUCUGCAAAAUGGAGCGACUUGAGAAAGAAGCCCUUUAUGAAAAGUCAAAGGAGAUAGAUAAACUUUCAAGUGAAAAUGCCGAUAUGGCAAGUUCCCUGUCAAAUUUGAAUGAUGAGUUGGAUGGCUUGAGAAGUGAAGUGAAGAAGUUUAAGGAGAGCUGCCAAGUUCUUCAGGAAGAAAAAUCAGCCAUUAUUGCUGAAAAAUCAACCCUGUUUUCACAGUUACAAAUAAUCACUGAAAGUAUGCACAAGUUGUUGGAAAAGAAUAUUUUACUGGAGAAGUCCCUGUCUGAUGCCAGCAUUGAGCUUGAAGGUUUGAGGGCUAAAUCAAAUAGCUUAGACGAAUUCUGCAAGUUGCUGAAUGAUGAGAAGUCUAAUCUUCUAAAUGAAAGAAGAACUCUGGUAUCUCAAUUGGAAAGUGUAGAAGCAAGACUCUGUAAUUUGGAAAAGAGGUUUGCAACACUAGAAGAAAAAUACACUGAUGUGGAGAGGGAAAAAGAUUGCACAAUUAAUCAGGUAGAAGAACUUCGUGCUUCAUUUUUGGUGGAAAAAGAUGAGCAUGUUAGCCAUAAACAUUCAAGUGAGGCUCGACUGACUAAUUUGGAGAACCUUGUCCAUCUGCUACAAGAGGAACGUAGGUUGGGGAAGAAAGAAUUUGAGGAAGAACUUGACAAGGCUGUAAAUGCUCAGGUUGAGAUAUUCAUUUUGCAGAGGUUUGUGGAAGACUUGGAGCAGAAGAACUUGGCCUUAUUAGUUGAGUGUGAAAAACAUGUUGAGGCAUCAAAGUUUUCUGAUAAAGUCGUCUCUGAGUUGGAAUGUGAAAAUCUUGAGCAACAGAUGGAAAUAGAGUUUUUGUUAGAAGAAAUUAGAAAGUUGAGAAUGGGGAUUCAUCAAGUAUGUGGGGCUCUUCGAAUUGAUCAUGAUGAUGGGAAUGGCAAACUUUUGAAGCUAGAGGAAAAGCAUAUACUUCAUAUCUUGGAUAAUAUUGAGGGGUUGAAAGGUUCUUUUGUGAGAAGCCAGGAUGAGAAGCAGCAGAUGCUGGUAGAGAACUCUGUCCUCUUAACUCUACUUUGUCAAUUGCAAUCUGAGGGAGCAGAACUGGAGUCCAAGACAAAGACCAUGAAGCAGGAGCUCAACAUCCUGAUAGAGCAGCAUGAAAUGUUGCAGAAGGAUAAGCUUGAACUUUUGGAGAUGAACAGUAAUUUAAGGGAUGAAGUAAUCAAGGGAGAGGAAAAGGAGAAUAUGUUGAAGUCCAAUUUGGAAGAUCUGCACGUGGAGCUACUGGACUUGCAAGGAACAAAUUUGGUUCUGCAGGAGGAAAAUGGCAAGGCACUUGAGGAGAAUAGUUCAUUGGUUAAGAGUGUUUUGGAUCUCAAAGAUGCAAUUUCCAUUUCUGACAAUGAUUGCUGUGAAAUCCUCCAUGAGGCACUGACUCUAAGCAACCUCAAUGUGGUUUAUCAGAGCUUUGCUGCUGAGAAGCUCUUGGAAAAUGAAGCACUUGGUGAACAUCUGAACAUUCUUCAUCAUCUAAGCAGUGACCUCAAGCAGCAGGUAGGAGUGAUGCAUGAAAAAUUGGUGCUAAAAGGUGUAGAUAAUGAGUACCUGAAUGACACAAUUGAGAGGAUGGACGAAGAACUUCAGGAAGCCAAAAACGUAAAUAAUCAUUUAUGUCAUCAAAUUGAAAAGGCUGAGGAACUUCUCAAAAAGAAAGAAGCAGAGAUAUUAGAAAUGGAACAAAAGCUGAAGGCGGCGGAGACAGUGAAUGCAGAGCUUUGCAGAUGUGUUGAAGAACUGAAGAUGGAAUGCCACGAAUCAAGACUGAUCAAGGAAAAUCUAGAGAGUCAGGUUCUUGAAAUAUCAGAAGAAUGCUUGAAUCAGAGAAAGGAGUCUGAGCACCUUAAUGUGGCAAACAGAAAUAUCCUGUCUGAGAUUGGAUUAUUACGACAGCAAGUUGAGCAACAGAGAGCCAGGGAAGAAUCUUUGAAUUCAGAGCUGCUUGAGAAAAUAAAUGAAUCUGAACUUUGGGAGGCUGAAGCUGCAACAUUCUAUUUCGAUCUUCAGAUUUCAUCCAUCAAUGAAGCAUUAUUUGAAAAUAAAGUAAAUGAACUCUCUGGAGUUUGCACCAGACUUCAAGAUGAAAGCACGGCAAAAAGCCUGGAGAUUGAACGCAUGAGAGAUAAUAUUGGUCUGCUGGAAAGUGAAGUUCAAGGGCUGAAGGGCCAGUUAUCUGCAUAUACUCCAGUUAUUACUUCUUUGAAGGGGGACUUUGAAUCUUUAGAAUACACUGCUCUUCAUCGGACCGGGAGAUCUUCUGUUGAAGGCCAGGGAAAACAGCAGGAUGAAGAGGUUGAAAUUUGUCCUCAACAGCACAGCUGUCAAGGAUCAGAAGAGAAUGAAAAGACUUUGACGCCAUUACCAGAUGGGGUUUCUGAUUUGCUGAAAAUACAGGCAAGAAUUAGGGAGGUUGAAAAGGUAAUGGGGGAAGAAUUUGAAAGACAAUUUGAGAAAAGCCUGACUACCGUGUCCAAUGUUGAAGCAGAAGCUCCAACGCAAAUGACCAGAGACUCAGAGUCAAAAGCUGCCCCAUAUCCAGAAAAUGACAUCAGAAAAGUUGAGAUGGAACUUAAGGAUGACUCUGUAGAUGAUCUCAAGUCACAGAAGCCGAAAUAUGAAAAUGGUUCUUUGAUGAAAGACAUUCCGCUUGAUCAAGUCUCAGAUAGUCCGAUCUCUAAGAAGUGCAAGAGAGGAAAUGGUAGUAGGAGUCGAGGGACUGAUGACCAGAUGCUUGAGUUAUGGGAAGCCGCUGAGCAGCGCAGUGAAGCAAAGAGACAGGAUGUUGCUCCAGUGGACGAUGUAAUCACAUGCCAUGAGUCAAACGGUUCAGGUAGAUACCAAAAUUCAUCUUCAGAACUGGAGGUUGAGAAGGAAUUGGGUGUUGACAAACUCGAGUUAUCAAAAACUACAAGAGAGAGAGGUCAAGAUUUCAAGGGCAGAAAGAUCUUGGCCAGACUUGCCUCUGAUGCUCAGAAAUUAAACAUGCUGAAGCUAACUGUGCAAGACUUAAAAAAGAAGGUGGAAACAGGAAAGAGAAGCAAGAAGGGCAAUGAUGUUAAAUCUGAGACAGUCAAAAGACAAGUAGAAGAAGUAGACGAAGCUGUGGCACAAUUAGUGGACCUCAAUGAUCGGUUGAGUAGAGAUAUCCAAGCGAGUUCGUCAUCUUUAGUCAGGGAGACUUCAGUGGAGUUGGAAAAUGGUGCACACACAAACAGAAAAAGAAUAACCGAGCAGGCACGAAGAGGUUCUGAACAGAUAGGGAGAUUGCAGUUUGAGGUGCAGAACAUCCAAUAUGUUUUGCUGAAAUUGGCUGAUGAAAAGACAAGCAAAGAGAAAGGCAGGUUUUCUGGACGAACAGAUGUUCUGCUGGGGGACUUUAUUCACCUUCGCAAGAAAAGUGGCAAAAGGCGCCUCAAAUGGCGUUUUUGUGGAUGUUCCAGGACUUCAACUAAAGAGGACUAAGGUAGACAAACUAGAGGCAGAUUGUUGUAACUAUUUUCUUGAUCUUGGAAUGUUUCUGAUAGUAAAACUAGCAUAUGAAUUCUUAUUUUAGCCAGUGAAAUGAAGCUUUAUCACAAACAAUAAGGGAUGAAGUUUGUUCUGCUAA